Messenger RNA from Lodderomyces parapsilosis, 2673 nucleotides. It is a transcript of the gene MSH2, whose product is annotated as mismatch repair ATPase. The record is from RefSeq and is a predicted model, not a curated record. NCBI's taxonomy places the organism in Eukaryota, Fungi, Ascomycota, Pichiomycetes, Serinales, Debaryomycetaceae. Gene Ontology annotation, biological process: mismatch repair; mitotic recombination. Gene Ontology annotation, cellular component: nucleus; MutSalpha complex. The transcript has a single exon. Gene Ontology annotation, molecular function: ATP-dependent DNA damage sensor activity; ATP binding; mismatched DNA binding. Bases 1 to 2673 code for a protein of 890 amino acids.
AUGUCAUCCAAUAUAGAUGUCCGGUUUUCCGGCACUGGCAAUGAGAAGCAGUUUAUCAGACAAUUACAUGAAAAAGAUGCGUCCACCAUUAGAUUCAUCGACCACAACAAGGAUUAUUUCACAUGUUUGGAAUCUGAUGCUGAGUUAAUUGCAGAUGAAAUUUACAAAACAAGAUCAGUCAUCAAGACUUCUGAUAAAACAAAGUAUGUCACGAUUUCACCACAAGUUUUUCAGAAUGUUUUGAAAUUUUGUUUAUUGGAGAAGCAAUUUAGGGUGGAGAUUUACCACAAUAGAACUUAUCAGUUGUUGGUUAGUGGUACUGCUGGUAAUCUCGAAAGCAUAAGCAAAGAGUAUGGUAUAAAUUUUGAGUUUCAUGAUUGUUCCAACUCUUCUAUUGCUGCAAUCAAGAUACACGGAAAUUCUGUUGGUGUUUGUAUUAUUGAAGACAACAAGGUAGAUCUUUGUGAAUUUGAAGACAAUGAGUUGUAUUCCAAUUUAGAAGGGUUAUUGUUGCAAUUUGGUAUAAAAGAAGUUGUUUUGCCUAAUUUGUCUGACAAGAAACUUUUGCAAGUGAUUAACAAGAUUAGCAACAUUGUUGUCAGUACAAUUUCGGCUUUCAAUACUAAAAAUAUUGAGCAAGAUUUGGUGAAGUUAUUAGAAGAAGACAACCUUCAAAUGGUGUUUUCAUCAAAAGGUAUGAAGUUGACAGAAUACUCACUUUCGUUAUCGUCUUGCAAUGCGCUAAUUGUUUACUUGGAAUUACUUGAAAAUGAUUCGAAAAACUUCACCAUCAAUAAGUAUGACCUAUCAGCUUAUAUGAGAUUGGAUUCUUCUACAAUCAAGGCAUUGAAUGUGUUUCCUGAGUUCAAGUCUACUUCGAUAAACUCCAUUUUUGAACUUCUCAACAAGUCCAAAACACCCGGGGGUUCCAGGUUGUUGUCCCAAUGGUUAAAGCAACCUUUAACCAACGUUGAUGCAAUUGAAGAGCGUCAAGCUUUGGUUCAAUUAUUAAUGGAGGACGCAAGUUUGAGAGUAGCCGUGCAAAACGUCUUGACACAAGUGCCCGAUAUCAAGAGAUUGUUGAAGAAAAUGUCAAUAUCAAUUGGCAAGAUUGGUAAUGAAAAUAAGAAAUUGGAGGACUUGGUCAGGUUGUACCAAUUGGUGUUAGUGUUGCCUGAAUUGGUUGACGUUUUGAAAGGUCGAGAUGACUUGGUUACCAAAUACUGGUUAGAUCCAAUAUCCAAGCAUCACCAAUUACUACUUAAAUUUCAAGAGCUUGUUGAAACGACCGUUGAUCUCAAAGGGUUGAAUGAUUUACAUUCCAAUUUUGACAUUAGACCCGAGUUCGAUGCUUCAUUGGUUUCAAUAAAUGAAAGAAAGCAAUCCUCACUCAAACAAAUUAAGCAAUUACAUUUGCAGAUUGCUGAUAAUUUGAAUAUGGAUCUGGAAAAAAAAUUAAAACUAGAGCAACAUCAGCAGCACGGAUAUUGUCUAAGACUCACUAGAAAUGAUUCAGUUGUGUUGCGUAAUAAUAAAAACUACAUUGAAUUGCAAACCGUCAAAGCUGGUGUUUAUUUCACCACUGCUCAAAUGAGAAAAUUGUCUCAAGUGUACGCCAAUUCAUGUGAUGAGUACAAUAUCAAACAACGGGAAUUAAUUAGGGAAGUGCUUUCAAUUUCAUUAACUUAUCAAGGGGUCUUUUCUGCAUUGAGCUUGGAUCUUUCUCACUUGGAUGUGAUUGCAAGUUUUGCCAAUGUAGCGUUACUUGCACCAACAACAUUCACCAAACCCAAAUUAAUCCCCAUGCAUGCAAAAGAAAGAAGAAUUAAACUUAACGAUUCGAGACACCCUUUGCUUGAAGUGCAAGAUGAUGUAGACUUUAUUCCAAAUGACGUGCUGAUGGGUGAUAAAUUUUUCAACAUUAUAACUGGACCAAACAUGGGAGGUAAGUCCACAUACUUAAAACAAAUCGCCACUACUGGACUAAUGGCUCAAGUUGGAUCAUUUAUCCCUGCAGAACCCGGUGCAGAGUUGCCGGUUUUUGAUGCCAUUUUAUCGCGUGUGGGUGCUGGUGAUUCACAAUUAAAAGGGUUGUCGACAUUUAUGAUUGAAAUGUUGGAGACGUCGUCGAUAUUGGCUACAGCCACGUCAAACUCAUUAUUGAUUAUUGACGAAUUGGGAAGGGGGACCUCGACUUAUGAUGGGUUUGGACUCGCCUGGUCGAUUCUGGAGCAUCUUAUUCAACACAAGAAAUGUUUUGCUCUAUUUGCCACCCAUUUCCAUGAGUUGAAUAAGUUAGCUGAAAAAUAUCCGAAUUCAGUUGAGAAUCUACACGUUGUUGCUUAUGUGGAAAACAAGGAUGACAUUACCUUGAUGUAUAAAAUUGAACCUGGUAUUUCCUCCAAAUCGUUUGGUAUAAAUGUGGCUGAAAUGGUAAAGUUCCCAACCAAGAUUAUCAAUAUGGCAAAAAGGAAAGCUGAUGAGCUACAGAAUAACGAAAAUUUGAAAAAGAGUCGUGUUGAAGUAAAGCAAGAAGUAGAGCAAUUAAAGUCGGUGUUGCGAAAGUGGAGAGAGGAGAACCAUCAUGAUGUACCAACAGCAAGUGAGAGUUUAAAACAGUUGCUAAAAAGUACAUCCAAUCAAUACAUUUCCGAAUUGAUACAAACUUUGUGA